Musa acuminata AAA Group (dessert banana) is the source of this 1833-nucleotide messenger RNA. Its product is annotated as zinc finger protein ZAT5-like. The transcript has a single exon. Bases 753 to 1652 code for a protein of 299 amino acids. The record is from RefSeq and is a predicted model, not a curated record. Lineage: Eukaryota; Viridiplantae; Streptophyta; Magnoliopsida; Zingiberales; Musaceae.
UGUUGAUAAACUAAUAUGUUAGAAUGCUGAGCUGAGAGGAUGAAAACACUAUUCAGAUGGCAUGUUGCUAUAUUCUGAAUGCCACAAAAGUCAACCGUUCUAAGGCUGAUAGAUUAUAUUGCAGAUAAAGUAAGCGAUGAAACAACAACUAGUCAACCCAAGGUUGCAAGUGUUUUCGUUGAAACAACCUUCUUAAGCAAACAAACACCCUGCAAAACACAGGGGAUGCAUAUUGCAGGAUGAUGAACAAGUGUAGCUGUCAGCUACCAUAUCAUUAGCAGUCUCAAAUAUAAUUUAGUCCUACUAGUUUUGUAGGGUGAUUGGAGCUCCUUGAUUCAGCUAAGUCAAUCAAUGGACAGAUAGAAAGAGAAGAUGAACUGUUGAUUGAGCUAAUCAGAUAAAAAGCAAGAGAGAAGGACAGCAUUCUGCCCUUCUCUCUCCUUCCUCUUCUUUUCUCUUUUCUUUCUCGUUUCCACCUCACAUUUUUACUGACUCAUCUCCACCCCUUCCAUCACUUGUGAGGGAAGGAAACGCAUGACUUCCUUUCCUUGUUCUGCUAACCUUUUAGUCUCAUGAUAACCAUUCUCUACCUGUGAUUGUUUGGGUGGCCAACUCCUCCCAACAAAACCUGAGCUAAGUGGUGCAGACAAAGCACCAAAACAGGCCCUUUUCAGUUAGUGUUGCACAGUCCUCCUCCCCUUCUGUCCUUUUCUAUUGCUCCUUCUCACUCUUUUCCUGUAACUUAAGCUCCUAUGUGUGUAGCAGUACUAUAUAUAGAGAUGUGUUGUCCACCUUAUUCUCUAUAUCGGCAACCAUUUCCUCCCCUUGCGCUCUCUCUCUCUCUCUCUCUCUCUCUCUCGUUAUCUCCUCUUCCUCUGUUUUCCAGUCCUGAGAAUUUAAUGAAGCUGGAGGAUUCAGAGGAAACCAUGGGUUCCAACACCAGUGGCAGCAUCUGCAACAGCGGGUUCAUCCCCGCCGUAGUCAUCGUGAAGGGCAAGCGCACGAAGAGACGGAGGAUACAUGUGCCGCCAGUCGCAUCAGCCGUGGCGGUCGACUCAUCGUCGGAUGACUCGUCUGUGGAGGUCUCAGGCUGCGUCACCGAGGAGGAUGAGGACAUGGCCAAUUGCCUUAUCCUUCUAGCUCGGGGACGUGCCUCCGAUGCCGGACUUAAGGCAGAAGGCCUGGGGGGUGAAGACGGUGGCGCCGGCCGCAAUCUUUACGAGUGCAGGACAUGCAGCAAAAGCUUCCCGUCGUUCCAGGCGCUCGGAGGGCACCGCGCCAGCCAUAAAAAGCCCAAGUUGGCCAUGGCGACCGCGACCAUGGCGGAGAACAAGAAAGCCAUGGGUGACGAGGAUUCGCUUCAAAUAAGCAUGAAUUCUAUCCCCAGCAUCAAGCCAAAGAUCCAUGAGUGCUCGAUAUGCGGAUUGGAGUUCAACUCCGGUCAGGCACUCGGCGGCCACAUGAGGCGGCACAGACCUCUGACUACUUCGACCAUCCAAGGAGCAGCCAAUAAGGAGAGGGCCUUCCUGUCAUUAGAUCUCAACCUUCCGGCACCAGCCGACGACGAGCAAGACGAGCUUCGAAGGCCAACGUCACCAGCUUUCACCUUCGUCCUCGCGGCACCGUCGGCUUUGGUGGACUGCCAUUACUGAAAAGCAACUAGUGGAAGAAACGCUGCCCAUUCUUUUCGUCACUCCUACUCUUCCUUCUUCCAUGCAUUGAAAUGAUGUGAACUACUCGUAUGUUCAUGAUUUAAAAGGUGUCCAUAAUUCAUUGAAUUCUUCGAUGUCUAUGAAUCUUUAAUGUGUGAAUUCUUGAAGAGGAUUGCAUGUU